AUGAUAUGCAUCUUGUUUUUGGCCUGGGUCGAGUAUCUAUUCCAGUCGAUAUCGCCGAGCCUGAUGCAGGCGGUCGCGGUCCUGACGGUCAUACUGCUCAACGUCUCCAUGACUCCACUGGCUUUCGGUCUGCGGUCGUUGUUCACGGAUCUCGUGGUUGCUCAAGAACAGAGCCGCGUCACCGCGUGGGCGAGCUACUCGACAUCCGUGUCUAACAUUCUCAGCCUGUGGGCAGGCAGUUUUGAUCUGCCCCAGGUACUCGGCGUGCCGUCCCUGACACAGUUCCAGGCUCUGAGUAUUCUCGCCUGUCUCAGCCUGGCGGCCACAGUUUCGAUUUGCCUGUGCACGGCGCGGGAACGCAAUCCCAACUUCGACGCGACUUUGGCGGAGCAUAGACGGCCGCUUGGAUUUGGGUCUGUUCUCCGCUCCAUCCGGCAGGCUUACCGCUGUACCCCGACGCGGAUCAAGCAGGUUUUUGCCGUACAGGUCUUUUCUUGGACAGCGUGGUUUCCUUUUCUGUUCUACAUGACCAGUUACGUGAACACAAGAUAUGCCCUCUCCCAGCUACAGUCUUUCCACGGUUGGACCGACGUGGCCACUCUUCUGAAAUCCCCAGCGACUCAAGUCGGCUCCACGGCGCUUUUGAUGUGGACGUUGGUGUCGUUUCUGUCGACCACGGUCCUGACCCGUCUCGUCCGCCAGCCUUGUACAACCACAGCACCCACGGAAGAUAUCGCAACGACAGACCCUGCAUUGUCCUCCAUGCACACGGUCUGGAUCUACAGCCACGUCCUCUUCGCGGCCUGCAUGUUGCUGACCCUGGUGGUCAAAUCGUGGCAAGGCACCGUGGUCCUGGUGUCUCUGGUUGGUUGCUCCUGGGCGGCGACGCAGUGGAUCCCGCACGCCAUUGUCGGUGCAGAAAUAUCGCCCAGGAGGAAGGACUACAGACUCUACGACGUGGACUCUGACUCUGACGCUGACGCUGACGAGGUCGAUGAGCUCCGCAAACACCGCGGCGCGAUUCUUGGCCUACACAAUCUCGCCAUCUCCACACCGCAGAUCGUCGCCGCGCUAGCCAGCAGUGGGAUCAUGCGGAUCAUGACCGACAUGGGAAGCGUCGAGCCGGCUGUCUGGACUCUGCGGGCGGCAUCCGUGCCGGCCAUGGUUGCGGCGACGCUGGCAUAUCGACUAGGGGAAUUCUAG
Fonsecaea pedrosoi CBS 271.37 is the source of this 1203-nucleotide messenger RNA. RefSeq lists its product as uncharacterized. The transcript is spliced from 3 exons. Gene Ontology annotation, cellular component: membrane. Bases 1 to 1203 code for a protein of 400 amino acids. NCBI's taxonomy places the organism in Eukaryota, Fungi, Ascomycota, Eurotiomycetes, Chaetothyriales, Herpotrichiellaceae. Gene Ontology annotation, molecular function: sucrose:proton symporter activity. The record is from RefSeq and is a predicted model, not a curated record.